CCGGUUCAGGUGUGCUACACGCAUGCGCACUGCACGGCCGUCAGGUGAAGUCGGCAAUGUAAACCUCUCAUGGCUUCACUCAUUCGCUGCGUCUCCGUGGGAUUGCCGUGACUGGAGCCUUGCAGAUGUCUUUACUGGAGAGGAUAGACUGGAGGUGGCUGUGGAAACUCAUAUCUGCGGUUGGAUAGUCACUCGGUCGGUCAGUUCGCCCUUUCUGCCUCACCCACAGCUUCGCCUCUUCGCCGCAGCUGAAGACCAAGGGGGUUCAUGAUCACCAGGAAGCUCUUAAUUUAUUCACACCUGGAUUAACUCGCAGGCGGCAAUAUAUUUGUCUUUUAUUCCUUUUUGUAACGGGGAGCCUUUUUUCUCUGUCAGAAUGUUGUGGAAAUUAGCUGACAACGUGAAAUACGAGGAUGACUGUGAGGAAAGGCACGACGGCAACAGCAAUGGGAACCCCCGGCUGCCUCACCUGCCAGCGGUCAGUCAGCACCUCUACAGCCCGUCUCCCUCCCUCUCACACUCGGCCAGUUCGGACUUCCAGCCCCCGUACUUCCCGCCUCCCUACCAGCCCAUCUCCUACCCGCAGUCCAGUGAUCCCUACUCCCACCUCGGCGACCCUUUCAACAUCAACUCCAUACACCAGUCGCCGUCGUCGAACCAGCAGCAGGCGUGGCCCGGCCGUCAGGGCCAGGAUGGGCUCGUGGCACACGGGAGGACCGGACUGGCGAGCCAGAUCCUGGGCCUGGAGGGAGGCUCGUCCGGGGUGAGGAGGGAAGGGUUCCGCCGGCCGGAGCUGCUGCCCCCACACCCGCACAGCAUAGAGUCGUCGGUUAUUGGUGAUAACAUGGGGAUGCACGACAUGGGGCACGGACUGGAGGAUGUUCAACAUGUAGAUGACCACAGUAUUAUUAUGGCAGAUCAGACAGUCAUCAAAAAAGUAUUAGGACUACGAGGUGGCAGGAACCUUGAUCGCUUACAGAGGACUUAUUAUCAGGGGGGCAUUCUUGCGGGGCCUGUCACCCUACCCAAAGGCAACGCGCUGGGUCUUCCUUUCCAGAAAGAGUCCCUGCUGGGCAUGGUAUCAAACCCAACAGAGGUGUUCUGCUCCGUACCGGGCCGUCUUUCCUUGCUGAGUUCCACAUCCAAGUACAAGGUUACAGUGGCCGAGGUCCAGAGACGUCUCUCACCCCCUGAGUGCCUCAAUGCAUCGCUCCUGGGAGGGGUUUUACGCAGAGCCAAGUCCAAAAAUGGAGGUCGUUCUCUGAGAGAAAAGCUGGAUAAGAUUGGACUCAACCUGCCUGCUGGAAGAAGGAAGGCAGCCAAUGUCACUCUACUUACCUCACUAGUAGAAGGUGAAGCUGUUCAUUUAGCAAGAGACUUUGGUUACGUGUGUGAGACAGAGUUCCCUGCAAAGGCAAUUGCUGAGUAUCUGGGCAGGCCGCACGUGGAACGUAACGAGGUUAACUCUCGCAAGAACAUGCUCCUUGCUGCCAAGCAGAUCUGCAAGGAGUUCACCGACCUGCUUACUCAGGACCGUUCACCUCUGGGAAACUCUCGGCCGGCCCCCAUCAUGGAGCCUGGAAUCCAGGGCUGCCUGACCCACUUCAGCCUCAUCACUCAUGGCUUUGGCUCUCCGGCCAUCUGCGCCGCCAUGACCUCGCUUCAGAACUACCUGAACGAGGCGCUCAAACAAGUGGACAAGAUGUACCUGAGCUCUGGUAGUGACACCCAGGGCUCCUCAGACAGUGGAAGCAAAUCUACUGACAAAAUGGACAAGCACAGGAAAUGAGAGCUCAAAGGAGAAUCCUUAUGAACUUGAGAACCUCUGAGUCCCUUAAUCUUGCUGCCCUGUCUGCUCUUUUUGGACUUUUUUAAAAUCAAUAUUGAUUGAUAAGUAUUGUCAUUUUGAGAGCUGAAUUUGUGUGUGUGUGUGUGUGUGUGUGUGUGUGUGUGUGUGUGUGUGUGUACUCGCACUGUUAAAUUUAUAUCAUAUUUUUUGGGAAGUUGAUGAUUCUAAGAACUUGUCACAGCUGGCUACAAAUCAGUCUGUGUUGGCACCUAUAGUGAACUGGUCCUAAUGGGAGCCCACCUUGUGAGGGGUGAUACACACUAUAUCAUACUAACCACUAUGCAGUUCCAUACAGUUGCCAAUGUGCUGAUGCUACAACCAUGGGACCUGUACUCUGUUGACAAGAGGAGGAAAAGAACUGUGGCUGUGAUUUCCCCUCAGCCCCCACCCCCAUCUGUCUGGAGGCAAAUCCACUGAUUUCCUGUGUCUCAAUGGACUUGCAAAGGACAAUUUUUUUAUAUGAGAAAGAGAGAAGAAAAUCCGCUUCAUUUUUUGUGCUUGAUUUGUACAACCACUUCAAAAUGGCUCCAGUGUUAUUGUGCUUUGUUCAUGAGAGAUGAUUUGAAUCUUAUGUAGGCCUGAAUGAGAAAAGACACAUUUUGGUUUGUCAGUCUGUGUUUGGUCAGAAACCAGAGACUUUAAAGCCUCUUCAGUGUUCAUGUGGAUUACAGGCAUAGCAAUGCUUCCAUUGUUACUCUAUCUUUUAAACCUGGCAGCAGAACACGUUAUUUUGUGUUAGGUAGUCAUCAUUCUUAAUAUUUAAAAACCUCAAGUUACCAUCAACCUACCAACCAGUUCAGUCCUGCCAGAGUGUAUGUAUGUUGUGAGAAUGUGCGUAAAUGUAUAUAUUUCUUUCUUUAAAAAUGUUUUAAUUAGACAUUAAAUUCCAAACAUAGAAUUUUAUCCAGUGUCUUGUCCUGGAUGUAAAUAUUUUCUAAUUUAUGUUGUAAUUUAAUGGGCUCGUGUAAAUAAUGGUAUCAUUCUGGUGUAUGGUUUCACUUUUUAUGAUGAUGUGUUAAACUUUUAUAAAUGGGUUAGUUUUUUAUCGAGUAGAGGUUAGGAAGUGGGCAUGAUAUACUUUUUUGAAAAUAUGUUAAAAAAAGUUUUAAAGUUUCAGGAAAAAUAAAAAAAAUAAAAUGAAAGACUCAA
This is a messenger RNA of Siniperca chuatsi (mandarin fish), 2998 nucleotides long. RefSeq names its product transcription factor AP-2 gamma (activating enhancer binding protein 2 gamma) (gene tfap2c). The coding region runs from base 377 to 1789 and encodes 470 amino acids. NCBI's taxonomy places the organism in Eukaryota, Metazoa, Chordata, Actinopteri, Centrarchiformes, Sinipercidae. The transcript is spliced from 9 exons. Gene Ontology annotation, molecular function: DNA-binding transcription factor activity, RNA polymerase II-specific; RNA polymerase II transcription regulatory region sequence-specific DNA binding. Gene Ontology annotation, cellular component: nucleus. Gene Ontology annotation, biological process: regulation of transcription by RNA polymerase II; regulation of cell population proliferation; anatomical structure development. The record is from RefSeq and is a predicted model, not a curated record.